Callorhinchus milii (elephant shark) is the source of this 2321-nucleotide messenger RNA. It is a transcript of the gene fam13c, whose product is annotated as family with sequence similarity 13 member C. Lineage: Eukaryota; Metazoa; Chordata; Chondrichthyes; Chimaeriformes; Callorhinchidae. The record is from RefSeq and is a predicted model, not a curated record. Bases 326 to 1843 code for a protein of 505 amino acids. The transcript has 11 exons.
AUUCCAAAGAAAUCAAGAUUGUAAUUUCUACACUUGAGCACAUUGGGCAGUGCGAUUUCAACAGGUUGUUGUUAGUUUGGGGGGGAAGGCGGGGAGGGAGGAUGACAUCCCACAUGGAAUCCAGCUGUUGUUUCAGAAGUGGGUUCAUUGCUGAAUGACUUUUGCAACUGUUGGAACUGUGGAAUCAGAUGACGAAGAAGGUUAACCAGUGGUGGAACAAAGGUCAGGGCUGAAACCACUAACAGGAUUGGCAGAGAACAUCAGUGAGGACAGUGGAUCCUGUAAUAGAUCUGAAUUUGUUUGCUAAAGUCCUAUCAUCGAGUGUAUGAAAGAGCCUGUGGUUCAACUGUAUGUUGACUACACAGUUUACUGCGGAAAUGUAAGCAUCAUUAGGUGUUAUGACUUGUUUGCUAAGCGCUCUGAUACGCUAUCCUGGGUGGAGAGCUCUAUACAGAACAGCACCACGUCACCAAUAGAUGUACAAGAAGAAGCUUCACAGCUAAUGCAGGAAUCCAGUGAGAACUCCUUAAUGAAGCUGCAAACCCUUGAAGUUGACCUGUGCUCAGCAUUUUUACCGAACCAAGAGGAAGGUCCCUCGGCACAGUGCAGCAAGGAACACAUCUCUCGAUUAGGUUGCAAUGGAUUAGCUGAUGAGGGGAGCAGUGGGGAGCCAAUCCCAGCCUUCAAAGCCUGGCAGAGUGAGCUUGAAAACGGAGCAGAAGCACACCGUUCCCCGGGGGCUAGCAGGUUGCUGCAUCACAUAACAGAUGGGGACAAUCCACUCAUAUCGCCACGCUGUUCCAGCUUUAGCAAGAGCCAAAGAUUUGUGCUGGAUACCGAAGCAGCUCCAUCUCCACCCAGUGCUCAACCAUUUAUCAUGCCAAGAAAAUCUUCUCAUGGUAAUCCUGAAACUGUAAAUGGUCCAAAGUUAGUUACACAGCUGACGAAACAGAUCCAGAAUUUGAAGAAGAAAAUAAGAAAAUAUGAAGAAAAAUUUGAGCAAGAAAAGAAAUACAGGCCCUCUCACAGUGAUAAAAUUGGUGAUCCAGAAGUUUGGAGGUGGAUGAAUGAUCUGACAAAGGCUCGUAAACAGUUAAAAGAAUUGAAACUGAAAAUUUCAGAGGAGGAGAACAAUACCUGUCACAGACAUUGCAAUAGUCUGUUUCCUGUAACUUCAAGACAGGAUAAAGAGAACAAACACUGUGAAGCAGCAGAACCACAGCAGAAGACUGUCGAAGAAACUGUAGAAAUUGUGAUGAAAACGUUAAAAGAGAAACAUGAAACUCUUGGCCUUCCAGAGAACAUUAAGGUGACCAAGCAAGAAAGGCAACUCAUGAAGCCUCUUUAUGAUAGAUACCGAGCUAUAAAACAGCUCUUAUCUGCAGCAUCAGCAAUCCCUACUAUCGAAGAAGAGUCUGAUGAGGAAGCUGUGCACAGAAAUUCUGAAACAUCUUCUACACCUACAGCAGACUUUCCUUUCCCAAAAUAUGUAGGUGACAUAGAUCAUGGAGAUGAAGAUCAUACACCUGAAUUUGUUUCUCCUUUGGAUGAAAAGAAAACUGUCAGGCAACCAACUACUUCCAUGUCCAAUCUUCAUGAAGCCUCCACGCCUGAAUUAUUGGACUAUCUUCAUGAAACUAGAGCAGAGAAGAAGAGACUUCGGAAAGUCCUCAGAGAGUUUGAAGAGCAAUUCCUUAAGCAAACAGGAAGGAAUGCACAAAAAGAAGAUCGCAUACCAAUGGCUGAAGAAUAUUACGAAUACAAGCAUACAAAGGCUAAGCUUAGAUUGUUGGAGGUACUCAUCAGUAAACGGGAUGGCUCAAAAACAGCUUUGAGUUCUUAAGGAAACUGUGCUGGAAAAUCGUGAUCUUGCAACAACUAGUUAUUGGAUAUUUCGUCUUAGUAUUUGUGCCAUAUAAACACUUGGUUGCACUUUAUCAGUGAACUCUGCAUAUUCUAAUAGUGACAGUAAGAAUAAGGGUUGCUGAACAUCUAAUCAAAGUCACUAUCAUUACAUGACAAAAAAAGUACAAGAUAUACUUUAUCAAUAUUUUUGUGCAGGUAGUUAUGAGAAUUUGAUGGAGGCUCAUCUGACUAAUAAUUGCUAAUUAGAAUUAAGUGCAAUGAUUUAUUGUCAGGGUGCGGAUGGGAGAGACAUAUUUACUGAUAUUUUCCAUGUGAGACACCAUAGCACUUUAUCUGUUUUUAUUGUGGACUGAAAAAAGAGUCCAUUAUAACUAAAAUCAUUCCAAAAGCAUUUAUAUGCUUUUUUGCCAUUUAUUGUGUAUUUUUAGUUCCUAGCACAUAUAAUCGGUGUGGAC